Sodiomyces alkalinus F11 is the source of this 825-nucleotide messenger RNA. RefSeq lists its product as hypothetical. Bases 163 to 600 code for a protein of 145 amino acids. The record is from RefSeq and is a predicted model, not a curated record. NCBI's taxonomy places the organism in Eukaryota, Fungi, Ascomycota, Sordariomycetes, Glomerellales, Plectosphaerellaceae. The transcript has a single exon.
CCCCCCCCCCCCGGACAUGCCAUGAAUGAAGUAGGCAUGAGCUGGAGGUGAUCAUUCAUCAAUACUCACAAUACCUUUUAUUGACAGGUUACCGUGGGCAAAGACGCCCCUGUAAACCAAGAGGGCGCCGGUCGCGUCUCUGGAUCCCUCGCCGCCGAGUCUAUGGCUCAUGGUGGACAAUUUUCCGAGAACACUGGCGCAAAAACCAAGUCCGAAUCCGGGAUCACGAAGCAGUCUGGCAACGAAAACGUUCCGUCGGCUACAGAAUCGAGCGGCAAGCUGCAGAGCGCGACAUCAGUCCUCGGCGCCAGCGGUGGCCAGGGAGGAGCAGCCCCUACCUACAUCGCCAGCCAGUACAUUAAGGACAAGUCGGGCCCGCACGGCAAGAACCUGAAGGAGGGCAUCGACUACGAGGGCACCGAGGACGGCCUCCAGAAGGCCCUAAACGCCGAGCCCGGAAGCGAGGACGACCCCGCACGGUUGGCGGAGCGGCAGUUCCAGCAGACCCAGCUGCGGGCCGCUGGUGGUACGGGGCCCAAACAGCAGCAUGCGGGCGGGGAGACGAUGUAUGAGAACCUCAAGAGCAAUGAACAAGCCUGAGGCCUUUCCUGUAUUAUGUGUACGGAGUACACGGGCUGGCUUGCGAAAGGUGAAAAGUCUCCUGUUGGUCGAGAUACGUUGUGUAUAAUUAAUAGCACCAAGCUGUCUUCAGAAAUGGCAGCCAAUCCACCUUCAAAUAAUUUAUGAUGAGAUACAUACCCGAAAAGAAGGCAUCUUCCAAUACAUGUGAAGGGACACGUAAAUUCAAGUCUUCUGAUUUUCGGG